AUAUCUAUUAUCAGCCUUACCGUAUCCUACAGAACAGAAAGAAAAUAACAGAAAUACCUAAUCUAUAGUCUAGAUCUGCUUUAUUAUUGGAAAGCAUCAAUUCUAGGACUACAUUUAGAUUUCUACUUUCUCUGCUAGCGUCAUACAUCUAGAUACUUAAAAGAUGCCUAUGAUCAAGUUACAAAGCUCUGAUGGAGAGGUAUUUGAAGUGGAUGUUGAGAUAGCUAAGCAGUCAGUCACUAUCAAAACUAUGUUAGAAGAUUUGGGCAUGGAUGAGGAUGAAGAUGAACCAGUUCCAUUGCCAAAUGUGAAUGCUGCCAUACUCAAGAAAGUGAUCCAGUGGUGUACUUUUCACCGUGAUGAUCCUCCACCCCCUGAGGAUGAUGAAAACAAAGAGAAACGUACAGACGAUAUUUGUUCCUGGGAUGCAGAGUUUCUCAAAGUUGAUCAGGGCACAUUAUUUGAACUCAUUUUGGCUGCUAACUACUUAGACAUUAAAGGUUUACUAGAUGUAACUUGUAAGACUGUAGCCAAUAUGAUCAAAGGGAAAUCUCCUGAGGAGAUCAGGAAAACAUUUAACAUCAAGAAUGAUUUCACACCAGCAGAGGAAGAACAAGUUCGGAAGGAGAAUGAAUGGUGUGAAGAGAAGUGAACUCUCCAGGCCUGAUGUAAUGUGUAUACAGAAUUUGUGAUAUCCAUUUACCUUAACCAACAACCUUGUGUUUGUAUAUAGUAACUGUGUGAAUGCAUGAGUGUUUGCCAUUAAAACUUGGAUCAACUGAAUCAACCUAAAUUGUACACAGGACGUCCAUGGAUCUAUACAUUUGAUCAUCACCAGUUCCAAUUGUUUUGUUUGUUUUUUUCCUUAAAUUCUAUGUUUAAAGUGAAUUUUUAGAACCAAAAUUGAAUAAAAAAAAAAGAAAAUGAAGGGCUCCACAUUAUUUAUUUUGGUUGUAGUACUUGAAAGAAUUGUCCAAUAUAUCAUGAACAUUGUGUCACUUUAUAAGGAAGCAGAUAAACUGUUGUGAGCUUAUUUUUAUAAUAUUUAAAUUUGAUUAAAGACUUAAAUUUUA
This is a messenger RNA of Biomphalaria glabrata, 1073 nucleotides long. Its product is annotated as S-phase kinase-associated protein 1. NCBI's taxonomy places the organism in Eukaryota, Metazoa, Mollusca, Gastropoda, Planorbidae. Gene Ontology annotation, molecular function: cullin family protein binding. The transcript is spliced from 5 exons. The record is from RefSeq and is a predicted model, not a curated record. Bases 164 to 652 code for a protein of 162 amino acids. Gene Ontology annotation, biological process: SCF-dependent proteasomal ubiquitin-dependent protein catabolic process. Gene Ontology annotation, cellular component: nucleus; cytoplasm.